This is a messenger RNA of Bursaphelenchus okinawaensis, 1414 nucleotides long. NCBI's taxonomy places the organism in Eukaryota, Metazoa, Nematoda, Chromadorea, Rhabditida, Aphelenchoididae. The record is from the annotation of a GenBank genome assembly.
AUGGCCAACAACAACCAAGAAAUGCAGAUGGAAGUUGCUGAGGUAAGUAAUAUAUUUGAUAUAUAGUACUAGUACUGGUCUUAAAAACAAGUAUUUUGCAAUGUAAAUUACCGUUACCCUAUCUCUUCAUCAUAUCCUAGUGUAAUCUACCACAUCCUCCAUACCCUGUUCUUAGUUAUUCUACCCUAUUCUAUCCUACUUCGACCUACCCUACCCUCCCUGUCUUUUUUAGUUAUUAUACCCUAAUUUACAUUGACUUAUCUUACUUUACUUUCCACUUACUUACUUCGGUAUACUUUACUAAUAUAUCAAACCUUACUCUUAUCAUCUUACUACUGACCCUACCCUACCUGUAUUCUGCUUUACACUCCUCUACUCUACGGUACUUCGUCGUACUCUAAAAUACCCUACCUUACACUACUGUACCGAAAAUAACACCCUACCAUACACUACUAUACCUACACUUUUUUACUAUUAUAUAUAUAAAUGCGCUUUAAACUUCAACUCUGCUCUUACAAUAGCUAUACCGUAGCUCUAGAAAUACAUUAGCAUACCCUAAUCUACAAUGAUCCACCGUACUCAACCAUUUUUUACUUUGCCCUACAAUACCCUUAUCUCCACUAUCCUAAUUCACUUUGGCACAGCAUAUUUUAACAUAUCCUACUCUGUGCAACCCUAACUUUACACUAAGCUGACAUCAUCGCCCUUAACAUACCCGGCCUCCUCUAUUUUACCCUACCCUCAUCUACUUUACCCUACUCUACUCUAUCAUUCUAUACCUUAUCCUACCCUACCUUAACAACUACAAUAGCUUAUUUCCUUACCAUUUUAGAUUGACUUUGAAGCAAAAUUGAAAGAAAUAGAAGAAGAGGCUAAGAAGAUCAAGAGCCUCCAAGCCAACCAGCCUCCCCUCCCCACCACCGGCCGCACCAGCCCUCAAGCGGCCAAGACAAUGAAAGAAAAGCAGGCCCAAGACCUGCUCUCAAUUUUUGUCGGCAAUGUCGACUAUAGUGCGACUCCAGAGUCGCUUCAACAGCACUUUGCCGAGUGUGGCACGGUAGACCGUGUCACCAUCCUACUCGACAAAUUUAGAGGCAACCCCAAAGGGUUCGCCUACGUCAAGUUUGCCGACUUGACAGGCAAGAUCAAGGCCAUGGAGUUGGACGAGAGUCUGUUCCUCGGCCGGCAGAUCAAGGUGUCCGAGAAGAGAACCAACCAGCCCGGAAUUAGCACCACCAACCGACCACCACGACAUCUGGCCCAGCGACCCAGAGGGGGAUUCAACGGCCGAGGAAGACCAGCACAAUUUGGUGGUGCAGCGAGAGGACCUGUACGUACUAUAGUAAAGUACGUCUACCCUACGAGCCGUGGCGGCAAGGAUGGUCCGUUCAGAGGUCGUGGAAGACCUUUUUAG